AUGGUUUCAAGUACCAGAAUCAAGGCAAGGGANUAUUCUGCUGCUAUGAUCAUUCGAAUUAAGCAGCUUUUAGUCUAUCAGAGCUGGAUUGUCGCUGGAUACGUUGUGGCAGCUAUUCAUGUCACCGUUUAUUCAGUGAUGAUGGUUCAGCUGAGUUUUGUUUCAGCGACAUCUCACAGCUGGGCUGUUCAGCUGGACUGUUCAGCUGCAUUAUUCAGCUGGACUGUUCAGUUGGACUGCUAUUGCAGCUGGACUGUUCAGUUGGACAGCUUUGCAGCUGGACCGUUAUCUUUCUGGAGUCUUUCAGGACUCUCUAUGUUACUGAGCGGGACUUCUAUUUUAGUUAGGGAUUAUCAGCAGAGCUGCACAGAUGUCUUUUUAUCUUCGGCAGCACUGUUCACGUUACUGUUCCAUACAGCUGGUGCUUCGGCUGGUCUUAUCUUUUACAAGACUCCAAAGUCNUGGCAGGAGUCUUUCAGGACUCUCUAUGUUACUCAGCGACGGGACUUCUAUUUUAAUUAG
Molecule: messenger RNA, 522 nt
Organism: Ilex paraguariensis (yerba mate)
Lineage: Eukaryota; Viridiplantae; Streptophyta; Magnoliopsida; Aquifoliales; Aquifoliaceae
Source: the annotation of a GenBank genome assembly